AAAAGUUUUAAUAAUCGUAGUUUCUUUGUAUAUUAGGAUAUUGAAGAAUAAUGUAUUCAAUAAGUAUUGAAGUACCUUGUCAUCGUGGUAAACAUUGCAGCAGAAAAACAUGUUUUCCAGAAAUUCAAAGAUUUUAUGUCAUUUGUUGAGAAAUGCAAUAAGAAAACCUGAUAAGUCACACAGCCAUUACAAGCCAAUAUUUAGGGCUAUUGGAUGUUCGAGUUACAGAAGAACCAAUAAACUUUUUACCACAUUAUUUGGGUAUAAAGUUGCAGCCCCUGCAUUUUCGAUUUGCACCAUUGGGACAGUGUACUGUUUAUCUUCUAAACACAACCAUGACAGAUUACUUGACGCUGCCAGACGAAAUGACACAACAGAUCUUUUAAGGCUCAUAAAAUCUGGAGUAGAUGUAAAUAAAAAACAUCCCUUAGGUUGGACAGCAUUACACGUUGCAGUCAUCAACAGGAACCAUGAGGCAGUGAAGGUUCUCUUGGAUGCUGGGGCUGACCCAAACAUAGGAGAUGAUUUUACCAGUGUUUACCAAAUGGCACGUGAUAGGGGAAUGAACUCAUUGCAUGUUCUAAUGACAAGAGAAGAUGAGUUUAGUGACAGAUUAAACAACAGGUCCAGUUUUAAAGGUUGCACAGCACUUCACUAUGCAGUACUAGCUGAUGACCUGCUCAUUGUCAAGUUACUACUAGAUGCAGGUUGUGACCCUGGACUGGAAAAUGAGAGUGGCCAUGUUGCCUCAGCUUAUGCUAGGAACCCUCUGAUAAAGGAACGUUUAGUUGAUGGGGAGAAAAAGGCUGCAGAGCGUAGGAAGGAGAAAGAAGCAGAAGAAAGAAGAAAAUAUCCACUAGAGCUGAGAAUUAAAGAACAUAUCAUUGGCCAGGAGAACGCUAUACUCACUGUCUGUUCAGCUAUCAGACGUAAGGAGAAUGGUUGGUACGAUGAAGAACAUCCCCUUGUGUUUCUGUUCCUUGGCUCCUCUGGUAUUGGAAAGACAGAGCUUGCGAAACAAGUGGCCAGAUACCUACAUAAGGAUGACAAAAAGGGCUUUAUCCGUAUGGACAUGUCAGAGUUCCAAGAAAGGCAUGAAGUUGCUAAAUUCAUAGGUUCACCACCAGGCUAUGUUGGUCAUGAAGAAGGUGGUCAGCUGACUACUAAGUUGAAGAAGAAACCAAAUGCUGUUGUUCUGUUUGAUGAGGUUGACAAAGCUCACCCUGAUGUACUGACUAUUAUGCUGCAAUUGUUUGAUGAGGGCAGACUGACAGAUGGAAAAGGCAAGACCAUAGAGUGUAAAGAUGCUAUAUUUAUAAUGACCUCAAAUCUUGCCAGUGAUGAGAUCGCCCAACAUGGAUUACAGCUGAGAAAAGAAGCUGAUGAGAUAAGACUAAACAGAGCUGUUGAAAGUAAAGAGGAUGAAAGUGUCAGUGAAAGGGUGACCGUCAGUAAACGUUUUAAAGAUCAAGUUGUACGACCAAUCCUCAAGAGACACUUUAGACGAGAUGAAUUCCUGGGAAGGAUAAAUGAAAUGGUUUACUUUCUCCCCUUCUCACAACAAGAACUCUGCAAGUUGGUCACUAAAGAACUGAAGUUCUGGGCUAAAAAGGCACAGGAGAAGCAUGAGAUAGAUCUGCAAUGGGACUAUGAUGUUGUUCAAGUUCUCACCCAAGGAUAUGAUGUCCACUAUGGAGCCAGGUCUAUCAAACAUGAGGUUGAACGUCGUGUAGUAAGCCAGCUUGCCUCAGCUCAUGAACGUAAACUUAUUCACAAAGGCUGCAACCUCAGACUCACUGUACAGCCAGCAGAUGGUGCCACUAACAUUGAAAGCAACAAUAAUGCUAUAUUAAAACUUCAAAUUGAGAACAAAGACAAAUCUAAGAGUUUUGUUGAUAUCCCAUAUAACUCUGCUGGCUUUGAUACACAGGAAACUGGAUUUUCAUUUUGAAGAAACUAUAAUAUAUAUUAUUUAUCUACAAAUCAGCCAACAUAUUGAAGACUGGGAGUGCAGUGAAUAUUUAAUGUAUACAACUUCUCUUUACAGAGCCGAGCCUUUAAAAUCUAACAAAAUCAUGCAGUUUUUCACCA
This is a messenger RNA of Owenia fusiformis, 2091 nucleotides long. Lineage: Eukaryota; Metazoa; Annelida; Polychaeta; Sabellida; Oweniidae. The record is from the annotation of a GenBank genome assembly.